This is a messenger RNA of Parnassius apollo (apollo), 402 nucleotides long. Lineage: Eukaryota; Metazoa; Arthropoda; Insecta; Lepidoptera; Papilionidae. The record is from the annotation of a GenBank genome assembly.
AUGAGUGAUCCCAGUAGUGAAGAGGCUUGGGAACGACUUCUGGUUGAGAGCCUCUUGAAACUGUCGGGCGAGCACAGCGUGACACACCAGGAACCCCUUCAGCCAGUAGUGAUGCAGCCCGUCAAGCCCCGGACAUUUCCAGUUCGGGGCCCUACGGACCGCCUCAGCUACGUCUUCCGGCGUUAUGAUGACGGGGUCCAUGGGCGUAAUACCCGCACACUGACUCGCCACAACUUCCGUCCAAAGGGCCCUCGUUGUGGUUUACGGGCUCUGACCACAGGCUGCGCCAGAAUGCGACCGUAUCGGCCUGAUUUGGUGCUGGGCCCGUUCCACUUACUAUUGGUCGCUCCAAUGAUUUAUAGAGCCUCUUCUGAUCACUCUGGAAGAGAGGAUUCUGGUUGA